UCUCUCUCUCUGUCUCUCUCUCCCAGGCGUAUGAGUGGGCUCUGGAGGGCAUGCGUCACCUGGCUUGCGUCAGCAUGGAGGACUGCUCUCAGCCCAACAAGUGCCAGGGUGUGAUUGGCUGCCUGGAGGGUUACGGGCGCCAGCACCCCCCCAUCCCGGACGUCCGCUUCCAGGAGAUGAAGGAGCUGGCUGGGGAGCUGAAGAACGAGCAGGGCCUCAGGCAGUGGAAGUUCGCUUGGUCCAAAUGCCAGGAGACCCGUCAGAUGUUUGAGAAGAAGCUGGAGGUGGCGCUGAGGACGCGGCGAGGCGUACCGGACAGCGGGGCCGCUGCAAAGGCGUCCGGCGAUGGCCUGGCCACGCCCAGACGCCACUCGGAGGGUCAGGGAGCGCGCGGUGGCGGCGGCCACGAGAGGAGCUCCAGCUUGUCUCUCUCCUGCCGCAAGGCGUUCUCGGGCGUGUGGAGCGCCGGCCGCGAGAGGCUGUCCUCCACCUCUAGCUCCGCCUCCUCGUCGUGCGCCCCCAGACCUGAGGCCUCUUGGGGUGGGGACUGUGGCUCCACCCCCUCCAUAAACUCCUCCCCCUACGUCUUGGAGCCCCGCCUCCCCCCGCACACGCCCCUCUCCCCCCCGCACCACAACCCCCGCCUCACGCGCAGCGCCUCGUCCGAUGAGUCGUCCCACCGCAGCCGUCUGGAGGCCCAGGCCCGCGCCUCCUCCUGCUCCUUCACCCCCACCCUGCCCCCCCUCGACUCCGACUCCGCCCCCAGCGCCACCCCCGCCAGCCGCCGCCAGCUGCUCCGCAAGACCCAGAGCUUUGACUGCCCGGCCACGCCCGAGGGCGCCCGCUACGGCACGUGCCAGAGGACGCUGAGCGAGCCUGCGCGCCGCGGCAACACGGGGGUGUUCAUCAAGGGGCUGGAGGUCAGCAGCACGGAGGUGGCCGAGCGACCCUACAGCCCCAGGCUGGCUGCUCACGGCUGGGCCGCCCCUGCCGGGGAGGGCCUGCGGACCCCCGGAGCCUCCAGCAGCCCCGUGGCCGAGCCUCGUGUUAAAGGAAGCAGCAAGCUGCGCCACAUCGUGGAUGAGAUGGUGAGUACGGAGAGAGAGUACGUGCGCUCGCUGCGCUACAUCAUCGAGCACUACUUCCCUGAGAUGGAGCGGCCCGACCUGCCGCAGGACCUGCGGGGGAAACGCUCCGUGAUCUUCGGGAACCUGGAGAAGCUGGUGGACUUCCACAGCCAGUUCUUCCUCAAGGAGCUGGAGAGCUGUUGCAACCACCCGCUCCGCGUGUCCCACUGUUUCCUGCGCCACCAAGACCAGUUUGGCCUGUACGCUCUGUACAGCAAGAACAAGCCCAAGUCUGACACUCUGCUGGCCAGCCACGGAAACAGCUUCUUCAGAAACAAGCAGCUGGAGCUGGGGGACAAGAUGGACCUGGCCUCCUACCUGCUGAAGCCCAUCCAGAGGAUGAGCAAGUACGCUCUGCUGCUCAAGGACCUGAUCAAGGAGGUGAGCGAGGCCCAGGACACGGAGCUGGCCUACCUGAGGGCUGCCGCUGAGAUGGUCAAGUUCCAGCUGCGCCACGGCAACGACCUGCUGGCCAUGGACGCCAUCCGGGACUGUGACGUGAACCUGAAGGAGCAGGGCCAGCUGGUGAGGCAGGGGGAAUUCACCGUGUGGUACGGGAGGAAAAAGUGCCAACGCCACGUGUUCCUGCUGCAGGACCUGGUGCUGUUCAGCAAGCCCAAACGCAUUGAGGGCGGCCUGGACGUCUACAUCUACAAACACUCCUUCAAGACGGCAGACGUGGGCAUGACGGAGACGUCUGGAGACAGCGGGCUGCGCUUCGAGGUCUGGUUCAGACGCAGGACCUCCAAGAACCAGACCUACAUCCUGCAGGCGGCCAAUCAGGACAUCAAGCACGCCUGGACCUCUGACAUCACCAGCAUCCUCUGGCAGCAGGCCAACAGGAACAAAGAAAUCCGCAUGCAGGAGAUGGUUUCCAUGGGCGUGGGCAACAAGCCCUUCCUGGACAUCAAGCCUAGCGACGCUGCCAUCAACGACAGAGCCAUCGACUACAUCAUGAAGGGCAGAGGGGCCAGGACGAGAGCCUCCAUCGCCGUCUCCCUCUUCGACCACUCCAACCCCUUCAAGCGGGCCUCGGGGAACAGCUCUGGAGCCGGUGCACCCGCGGCCUCGGGCCCCUCGUCAUGCAGCCUCCUGGGCCCCCUCAACCUGCACAUGUACAGCAACCAGGCCCUGCUGCCGGCCUCGGCCGAGAGGCCCUUCAUCUCCCCCUGCAUCGAGGAGGACGAGCUGGAGAAUGAGACCAGCAGUCAGCCCUCCAUGACCACAGAGAGCUCAGGCUCAUCCUCUCACUGUCUCUCAGGCAGUGGUGGUUCCAGUGGAUCAGACAGCGGCUGUGUGUCCAGCCACCUGCCCGAGGCCCUGUCCGAGGAGCCCAGCUCCCCCUGUGAGCCCUCCUCCUCCUGCUACUCCCCCUCCGCCGCCUCGCCCGCUGCCGCCACCGACAAGCCCCGCUUCAACAGCCAGUACAUUUCAGCCAAAGCAGCUCAAAUCAUAGGGCCAUCCACUAUAGUGUGAUCCCUGUAACCCUGCUUUGAGUUUGAUACUUGGCUAUCACCAUCAAGACAAGACCAUGUGAGAUGAUGGAGGGAUUGACGGAUGGAAGAUUGUUUUAUUGAUCCUCGCCUGCUUUCACCGUCAAGACAAAAACCCAGAGAAAAGAUGGACGGGGUUUCUCGUGGUCAUUCUCAGCGCCAGCAAAUCUCAUCAUCACUCACCAACACCAGCUGGGACGUAGCACUGUUUUUUAAAAAGCCACUUUUGAGCAUAGCUUUUAUAUUGUGUAAAAAAAAAAAAAAAAAAAGUUGAUUUAAAUAUCCUUAUAUUUAUCCUCUUUUUUUCCUGGUGCAGUAGUUCUCUGUACUAUAUUGGUAACUGUAAAUAAUUCUUGUUCUAGUUUACAACGCGGUUAUAAACUGCUCCUGUGUUUUCUCAUAGACCACUUUAGCUGCAGACUGCAAUUGAAAAUGGCAGAUAGCGGAAGGUAUCUGAGGCAGGACUGUGGACUACUCUUCAUAAGCAUAGACGCCUUUUUAUUUUUCAUUUUAUAAAAGGCUGUGUUUUAAAAGGACCCUUCUGACUUCAGCGUCUGUUCCUCUGUUCUUUGAUUGACCCGGGGUCAAGGGUCAAGAUCUUUCCUCACGGUCGUUUGGUUUUAAGAGUUUCGUUCCUUCGUCUCGACCGAGUUCGUUUAUUUUUUUUCCGCUUCCACUUCCGUAGUGCCUGCAUCUCGUGGAUGGUGUGGUGUGUUUCGUCUCCAUGCCCGGCUCAGCUGCUCACCUGAGAGGGGCUGGAAAACGGAACAGCCUGGGAUGGAGAGAGAGAGAAGGAGAGAGAGAGAAGGAGAGAGAGAGAGGCAGAGAGAGAGGGAUAUAGAUAAAUAAGAGCUAAUGCAACUUUUUCCAUGUUCAUAUUUUCUGAGAAAAAAAAAGAUGGCAUUAAGAAAGAACACCAAAAUGUACAUUGUCUGUAAAUAUUAGCCCGUAGGAGAAUAAGAUUGUGAUAACUUUGUACAUGUAUGUAUUAACCAGCGAAAAAGCAGGGAAUCACUGAAGUGCCAUUCUCAAAUCGACAAAACACACAAAAGAAAAUGUUAAUCACAUUUCCACUCGUAGCUGGAGCAUGAAUGUGUACUUAAGUGUCAUAUUUCUUAAUCCUAACAAGUUCACACGUAUUUAAUAAAGAUGGGUUGCUUUGUAUCCAG
This is a messenger RNA of Hypomesus transpacificus, 3789 nucleotides long. RefSeq names its product pleckstrin homology domain containing, family G (with RhoGef domain) member 4 (gene plekhg4). The record is from RefSeq and is a predicted model, not a curated record. Gene Ontology annotation, molecular function: guanyl-nucleotide exchange factor activity. The coding region runs from base 51 to 2603 and encodes 850 amino acids. The transcript has 11 exons. NCBI's taxonomy places the organism in Eukaryota, Metazoa, Chordata, Actinopteri, Osmeriformes, Osmeridae.